AUGCAACAAACAGAAUGUAGAGGCGGUAAAAUAUAUGAAAUUAAUGAUGUUCAAGAUAUAGAUGAAUGUAAAGCUGCUUGUUUUCAUAAAAACUGUCAAGCAGUUAAUUUAUAUCAAGUCGGGGAAUUCCAAUUUAAAUGCGAAAUACUUGCAUAUGUUCGAGGAUAUUUCCCUGCACAAGGAGCUGCUUGCUAUAUUUCUUACAUUUAA
Molecule: messenger RNA, 210 nt
Organism: Meloidogyne enterolobii
Lineage: Eukaryota; Metazoa; Nematoda; Chromadorea; Rhabditida; Meloidogynidae
Source: the annotation of a GenBank genome assembly